CUGCUGCCCGAACACUAUUGAUACAUUUCUCGGUGUGUGUGAAUUUCACGCAGAAACAGAUGGAUAAACGGAAGCCUGAUUUGUCAAUGCCAGUUCCUCUUCAGCCAAAAUACGGCAAAUCACAUUGACACGACGCAAUAGACGUUUAAAAAGAUCCAGGCGGACCGUUAGUAGCGCACUCUUCAUAACGGUCCAGAAAUGGCUGCGUCUACAACGUCCAUUUCCGAGGGCACAUACGCAAGUCUGAACUCCCCAGACCUUAACGUGUACAGCACAGUGGGGGCGACCUCACACAGCAGCUCAGGAGCAAAGAGCACAGUGAAAAGCGGGAAAAGCUCACAUCUCCUCAGACUGGCUGCAGUGGGUCUGGGGCUGCUAUGUGCCAUCUUACUGACGGCCACCAUAGCCCUGUGUGUCCUCUAUGCGAGAGGCCUGGAGAGGCUCAACGCCCGGAAAUGCACUUGGAUGGAUUACAAAGAGCAAUUACAGAGAGACCUCAUUGACCUAUCUAAUGAGAAGGACCAGCUACAGGAAGACUGCACCAGGCUAUCUAAUGAGAAGGACCAGCUACAGGAAGAUUGCACCAGGCUAUCUAAUGAGAAAGACCAGCUACAGGAAGACUGCACCAGGCUAUCUGAUAAGGAAUACCAGCUACGGAGAGACUACUACAGCCUAUAUAGAAGGAAAAAUCAGCUGCAGACAGACUACAACAGCCUAUCUAAUAAGAAAGACCAGCUACAGAGAGACUACGACAGACUAUCGAGACUAUACCAGCUACAGAAAGACUGCACCAGCCUGAAGGGACAAUGCAUCACCUGUCCAGGGGACUGGAAGCAGUUUUCCUCCAAGUGUUACUUCUUCUCUACACUCAGGAAGAGCUGGGAGGACAGUCUCCAAGACUGCAAACUUCAGGGAGCUGACCUGGUGAUUAUAAAGAGUCAAGAAGAACAGGAGUUUAUCAACCAACAUGCAAAAGGAGGCCAUCACUGGAUUGGUCUAAAAGACUCUGAAGACAGAACCUUUGAAUGGGUGGACGGAACCUUGCUGCAGCAAGCAUUCUGGAAGGCUGGAUCUCCAGAUGAGAACAGGAGAGCGCACUGUGUGCUCACCGGCCCUGGCGAGGAGCUAUGGGUCGACACGCCGUGCGAUUUUACCUGGAUGUGGAUCUGCGAGGCCGACGCCUCCUGCGUCUGAAACAAGAAACCGCGUCAAAAUGACGACUC
Anguilla anguilla (European eel) is the source of this 1223-nucleotide messenger RNA. RefSeq names its product C-type lectin domain family 4 member G-like. NCBI's taxonomy places the organism in Eukaryota, Metazoa, Chordata, Actinopteri, Anguilliformes, Anguillidae. The transcript is spliced from 6 exons. The record is from RefSeq and is a predicted model, not a curated record. Bases 199 to 1194 code for a protein of 331 amino acids.